Molecule: messenger RNA, 1387 nt
Organism: Silurus meridionalis
Lineage: Eukaryota; Metazoa; Chordata; Actinopteri; Siluriformes; Siluridae
Exons: 9
Coding region: 17-1387 (456 amino acids)
Source: RefSeq, a predicted model, not a curated record
CAGAGGAAGAAUGUAGAUGCUGCCACGACUGGACCAUUUCAAUCCCGCCAUUAGAAUCAGCCGGUAUCCGACUAAUGAAGAGUAUGUUCAAGUGGCUAAGGCCCUUAUUCUGAGGUACCCCUUUUUAAAGGACAAAGAGGGCAAUGGAUAUCACACAUGGCACAUGUCUCUGAAACGCAAGUUUAAAUUUGAACGGACACCUUUGGCUGAUGUUGAAGAAGUGAAAAAACUUAAACAGAAGUUUGGUCAUUCAAAAAAGUCUCAGAAACCUGAAAAAAGCACUUGCAAACAAAUGAAAAGGCCUGUGGACAUGGAUGUUGCUGGAGAGGAUGCUACCUCAAUAGAGGGACAUGUGAAAGUCCUACAGGACCAAUAUCGAAAGACACAGCCAGAUGCUCGUAUUGUUAAAGAGCGAAUGAGGAGGACCUUUGCCUGGAGGCGUAAGGAGAUUAUUGGUGGGAUGACUGUUGAAGAUGCUGUCAACAAAUAUCCGUUUUUGAAGAGUUCAUCAGGGCUUUAUCAAGAAAUUGGUUUCCUGUACAAGUCUGUUAAUCUUUGCCGGCACUUUCAAGAAAGCUUUGGAAACAUUGCAUCCAGUGUGCUACAACUUGCUUGCGGGAAAUCUCAUUUAGCAAAGCCGCUCAUAGAAGCUAGAGAAGAAUCUCUCGUUGAAGACCAUAAUGGAAUUGAUUUCAAAACAGCACUUCUCAUGUUGCUAGUCUUGUUCAGAGAAAAGCUUGAACACUUCAUUGUGCUUGGGGAGAGUGACCCAUCUUCACCAUAUCCAACUGUUCAAGUACAGGAAACCACUGACUGGAAAACUGUGCUUACAAGAAGAGUCACUGCUGUCAUCAGAGUUGAUGGGAUAGAGAUCUGCCGGGCUAGCGGUGUGGACGAAGGUGCUGUGCUGGUUGAGCCACCAAAGGCUCAGACUCACAAGAAGGGUGUUCUUGUCGGGCGUGUUAUAGCCACACUGCCAGGGUCCUGCGAAGUCACUCCGUACUGGAAGGAUCAGCUUCUACAGCUGAUUCAGAAGUAUCAGGAUGUGUUUUCUAAACACAGGCUAGACUGUGGUAAGGCCAAAGAGUUUGUCCAUAGGAUUCAUUUAUCGGACAACCACCCUUUCAGGCUUCCGUAUAGGCGUGUCCCCCCGGCCCAAUAUCAAACCUUGAGGAAGGUGCUCUCAGAGAUGGAGGAGCAAGACAUCAUUAGGAAGUCUUGUAGUGAGUGGGCGUCCCCACUGGUCCUUGUAUGGAAGAAGAGCGGUGAACUUCGCGUUUGUGUUGAUUACCGCUGGCUUAAUGCUCGGACCAUUAAGGACGCUUACCCCUUACCUCACCAAGCAGACUGUUGGCGGCCUUGGGUGGGAAUGCUUUGUUUAGCGUGA